[Torrubiella] hemipterigena is the source of this 1011-nucleotide messenger RNA. The record is from the annotation of a GenBank genome assembly. Lineage: Eukaryota; Fungi; Ascomycota; Sordariomycetes; Hypocreales; Clavicipitaceae.
AUGUCCGCAUCGACAUUUGCAAUCCUCAGCAAGGCGCGCCGCCUCAUACCGCCCAUGUCGGAGAAGUUUCACAAAGGACAACUCGGUAGAGUAGCCGUUAUUGGAGGCUGUCAAGACUACACUGGCGCACCCUACUUUUCUGCUAUGGCGAGCGCGAGACUCGGCUGUGAUAUGUCACACGUCAUCUGCACACCGGCGGCAGCAACCGUCAUUAAAACAUAUUCACCAAAUCUAAUGGUACACCCUCUCAUGAGGCAAACGUCAUCGUCGACCAGUAACGACACCACCAAGGACGACACCAAUAUGGACGCGAUUGCCAAGAACGUCAUUGAUAUGCUCUCCCGAAUCCAUGUACUAGUCGUAGGACCUGGACUAGGUCGCGAUAAGUUGAUGCAGGACACAGCAUCUCGUGUGAUUAAGGCUGCUCGAGAGAGAAACAUGCCGGUGGUCAUCGACGCGGAUGCUCUUCUGAUUGUUCAAUCCGACAUGGACAUCAUUCGAGGGUAUGGGCAGGCAGUCCUCACACCAAAUGUCGUUGAAUUCGAGAGAUUGUGCAAAGCAGCCAACAUUAAUUCUCUAGAUUCCGUCAAAGACACGCAAAAGGUAGAAACAUUGGCAAAGGCACUUGGUGGCGUUACAAUCAUUCAAAAGGGCCUCAAAGAUUACAUUUCAAACGGAUCAACAACGCUCGUUAAUGAUUUGGAAGGCGGUAGAAAGCGAAGUGGAGGCCAAGGUGAUACUUUGACAGGAACAGUCGCAACAUUUCUUGCUUGGAGAAAGGCAUACAUGGACGGUCUCUGGCGCGAUGACAACAAGCAACCUUUGGCCCCAGAUGAAAUGCUGGGCCUGGCUGCUUUUGCUGGCAGUGCCAUAACAAGAGAAUGCUCCCGCCUUGCCUUUCUGAAGAGAGGUCGAAGUUUACAAGCGAGUGAUUUGACUGACGAAAUACACAACGCGUUUAUGGGUCUAUUUGGGGAAGUAGACGAUGAAAAAGGCUCGUCUAGGCUUUAG